Messenger RNA from Raphanus sativus (radish), 815 nucleotides. Its product is annotated as glyoxylase I 4-like. The record is from RefSeq and is a predicted model, not a curated record. Bases 168 to 770 code for a protein of 200 amino acids. Lineage: Eukaryota; Viridiplantae; Streptophyta; Magnoliopsida; Brassicales; Brassicaceae. The transcript has 4 exons.
UCAAACACUUCCCACUUAACUAACCUUUAAUCUGUGGUUCAGGUUUUUCUGUUGGGCUCUCUUUAAUAUUCUUGACCCAAUCAAUAAUAACCAAAUCAAGAAGAUGAUUCUUACUCAUGUGUUGAGAGCCUAAAAGAAACAGACAACGCGAAGCUUCUCUUUACGCGAUGGCGUCUAUUUUCAGACCUUCAGUUUCACUUGUUCUACGACCCAAGGUAACUUGCACGAAUCAUGAUCACUCGACGAUAGAACGAUUUGACUUUCAGAAGAACAAGAGUCUGAGAAAAGAAAGGCUCAAUGGUAGGUGGUCAUGUGGCUUGAAGGCUAAUCAAGCACAAGGGUCAGCUGAAGGGAUUAGUGUGGUACAAGAGAAGGAGGUUAACAAUCAAACCGAUUAUGGAGUUGUUGGGGUACACCACGUUGGUGUGCUCUGCAAAAACUUAGAACGGUCACUGGAGUUUUACCAGAACAUUCUAGGGCUUGAGAUAAACGAGGCAAGACCGCAUGAUAAGCUUCCGUAUAGAGGAGCAUGGUUAUGGGUAGGCUCGGAGAUGAUUCAUUUAAUGGAGCUUCCAAAUCCUGAUCCAUUAACAGGCAGACCCGAGCACGGAGGCCGGGAUCGACACGCUUGUAUCGCAAUCCGUGAUGUUUCAAUUCUUAAACAGAUUUUGGACAAAGCUGGGAUUGAGUAUACGAUGAGUAGGUCAGGGAGGCCAGCGAUAUUCACUCGUGAUCCAGACGCAAACGCUCUUGAGUUUACUCAAGUUUGAUUCUUGAGUCUCUCUUCUUUAUAGAUAUAAAGUUGUUGAUACAUA